AAACAGAUCCAAAGCGUCUUCCGCACCAUCGGCCGCGCCAUCAUGGGCGUCGUCAACGGCAUCGGCUCCAUCCUCAUGGCCAUCAUCAACGGCGUCAUUGGCGUGAUUGACGUGAUUGUCGGCUUUUUGACGUGCAACUACUGCGGCAGUCGUCGGGGUCGCAUGAGGAGGAGGAGCGGUGGUAUGGGAAGACGGAGACAUGCGGGGGGUACUGCGGCUAUUUAA
Molecule: messenger RNA, 225 nt
Organism: Neurospora tetrasperma FGSC 2508
Lineage: Eukaryota; Fungi; Ascomycota; Sordariomycetes; Sordariales; Sordariaceae
Exons: 1
Source: RefSeq, a predicted model, not a curated record